This is a messenger RNA of Panicum hallii, 2562 nucleotides long. RefSeq lists its product as uncharacterized. The transcript has 3 exons. Bases 1 to 2562 code for a protein of 853 amino acids. Gene Ontology annotation, molecular function: zinc ion binding; nucleic acid binding. Gene Ontology annotation, biological process: DNA integration. The record is from RefSeq and is a predicted model, not a curated record. NCBI's taxonomy places the organism in Eukaryota, Viridiplantae, Streptophyta, Magnoliopsida, Poales, Poaceae.
AUGUUCUAUAGCGGUUCCGUCAGUCCACCGAGGGAGCCAGCUAAGAAGAAGGACAUCAUCCCCAAGAGAAGGCAGCCGGAGAAGAAGAUGGGCGACGACGACGUAUCGUCAAGUGCCGGGAAGAUCGCCGUCCCGGUUGGGUCGCUCAUGUGGCCGAUGCUCGAUCGUUCUAAUUACUCCGAGUGGGCUAUGUUGAUGCAGUGCAAUCUCGAGGCGAUGGAGGUUUGGGACGUCAUCGAGCAGGGCGGCAAGGGAGUGAAGCGCGCCCACGAUCGUCUGGCUAUGAUCGUACUCCUGCGUUCGGUGCCGAAGGAGAUGUGGACAACGUUGGGGGCGAAGAAGACGGUGAAGGAGGCGUGGGAUGCAGUCAAGAGCAUGCGGCAGGGUGCAAAUCGUGUCAAAGAAUCACAUGCACAGAAGCUGCUGCAAGAAUUCGAGAACAUCCAGUUCAAGAAUGGCGAGCUCAUUGACGAGUUCGGCCUGCGAAUCAACUCGCUGGCUGAGAAGCUGCAUGGUCUCGGCGAGGUCGUGGGCGAAACGCGCGUCGUCAAGAAAAUCCUCCGUGUCCUCCCGAAGCAGUACAACCAAAUCGCUGUGUCGAUUGAGAUGUUGCUGAACAUCAACACUCUGACGGUGGAAGAAUUGGUGGGGCGUCUGCGCGCCGCUGAAGAUCGUCUCGACGUCGACACUGUCGCCGAGAAGACAGAGAAGCUGUACCUGUCCGAGGAUCAGUGGCUCGCCAAGUACCGCCACCGCCUUGCUCCGGAGGGAUCCUCAUCCGGGAGUGGAGGAGAUCGACAAGGCGGGUUCUCCCCGGCCAAGCCGAAGAACACGUCGCAAGGUGACAAGAAGGAGCCCGUCGUCAAACUGACAUCGGAGGGCACACCGCGACGCAAGGGAAGGUGCCGUAACUGUGGAAUCUACGGGCACUGGAAGCUGGACUGCAAGCGUCCCAGGAAGGAGCGGCGUGAGGAGGCACAUCAUGUGCGGGCUGGCGAGGAACAGCCGGCUCUCAUGCUCGCCACGGUCGACACGGUGCGCACUGUCGUGCCACGGCGCGAGGCUGAACCAGUUGGGGUGCACAUUCCACAUCAUGUGGUGCAUCUCAACGAGGAGGAGGUGUUUCCAGCGGAUCGCGAUGAUGACACGUGGGUGCUCGACAAGGGUGCGAGCAAUCACAUGACGGGUGCCGUGCGGUGCUCGCGUCACUGGACACAUCUGUGGGAGCUAGAGCACCUAGGGCCGUCUCUAUUUGUUGAAGAUGCAGUUUGCCACUCCUGUUUGUCUGGUGGCAAUGAAGGAAGACAAGGCAUGGCUAUGGCAUGGGAGCAUCGUCAUGCAUUUCCAAAGGUAGCAAACUAUCGAGGUGAGAAGCCACUCGACUUGGUGCAUACUGAUCUGUGUGGUCAGAUCCGGCCAAGCACACCUGGAGGCAAGAAUUAUUUUCUGCUUGUGGUGGAUGAUUUCAGUCGGUACAUGUGGCUGGAGCUCCUGGUGACAAAAGCUGAGGCAUUCAAGUGUUUCAAGCGGGUGAAGACAUUGGCAGAAGUAGAGAGUGGGUGCAGACUUCGGGCGUUUCGUUCUGACAGAGGUGGUGAGUUCAACUCAAUUCACUUUACUGAGUUCUGCAAUGAGCAAGGCCUGAAGCACUUUACCAUCGCUCCCUACUCACCACAGCAAAAUGGUGUUGUGGAACGGCAUAACCAAACCAUAGUUGAGAUGGCCAGAUGUAUGCUCAAGAGCAAGAAAAUGCCGAGUGAGUUCUGGGGAGAAGCAGUUCACACAGCAGUGUACCUAUUGAAUAGAGCUCCUACCAGAAGUCUCAAAGGGAAGACACCUUAUGAAGCUUGGCACAAGAAGAAACCGAGUGUAGAUCAUUUGAGAACAUUUGGUUGCGUGGCCCAUGUCAAGAAAACAGGACCAGGAGUGACUAAGCUGUCUGACAGAUCCACACCAAUGCUAUUUGUUGGUUAUGAAACACGCACAAAGGGUUAUCGGGUUUAUGAUCCGGUGACUAAGAAACUGCAAGUGUCACGCGAUGUGGUGUUUGAAGAACAUCGUGGAUGGAGCUGGGGUGAGAAAAACCAAGACAGAAGCACUGAAACAGGAGUUGAAGUGGAGUUCUACUCUAUUGCCGGACGAACAACAGUGUCUGACAGUGUGCAAGCUGAUUCAAUGGAUACAGCUGGGCAGUCAGCAGAAGCACCGGGAUUUUCAGUGAUGGAUCUAGGGUCUCCCACUCAGAAUAAUGGCUCAGGCAGUCCAUGGAUAUUUAAUGAGCAGAACACGCAGUCACCAGAGCCGUCGACACCACCUGUAGCUCUGAAUGCACCGAAUGUGCAGUUUGCAACACCUCCAACUGAAGGAGGAGUGGACUCUGAGGGAAAUGCCUUGAGAUAUCACACAUUGCAAGAUCUCAAUGAUUCAACAGAAGAAGUUCAUGGGUUUGAAUACAGUGGAGUGUGUUUUGUAGCUGCAGAAGAGCCAGGGAGUGUUGAUGAGGCACUGACAGAGAAGUGUUGGAGAAAAGCCAUGACUGCAGAAAUGGAGUCGAUACUGUGA